GGCUCCGACCGGACCGGAUCCUGUUGCCGGAAGGAGUCCCCGACAUUUUGGGGUGAUAAGGAAGGCGCCCGGCAGGAGGGGAUUUCUCACCCGUUCCAGCCCCGCCUGGUUAUUUCUUCAGUAUAAAUAGUUCCACCAACACUCUGUCGGCUGUCACAGCUCUUGACAAUCAUCCACAAUUGUGUUCAACAUGUCGCAACUCUCCAACUAUCGUCUCCUUAGCUUCGAUGUCUACGGCACUCUGGUCGACUGGGAAGGUGGCAUCCUGGCCGCCUUCCAGCCCAGUCUCGACAAAGCCAACGCCCACUUCACCCGCGAACACCUUCUCACCGUGUACCACGAAUUAGAGCACGCGCAACAAGCACAGACGCCCGAUAUGCCGUACUCGCAACUCCUCGCCACUAUUCAUCCUCAGUGGACAGAGCGCCUCGGUCUGCCUCGGCCGUCAGAAGAGGAAAGCCGCCAGUUUGGAGAAUCCAUCGGCAACUGGCCCGCUUUCCCGGAUACCGUCGACGCAUUAAAGCGACUGGCCCAGAAGUACAAGCUGGUGGUGCUGUCCAAUGUCGAUCGCGCUUCUUUUGCCAAGACCAAUGCUGGUAGCUUGCAAGGUUUCCCCUUUGAUCUCAUCAUCACCGCACAAGAUGUGGGCUCCUACAAGCCCGAUCUCCGGAACUUUGAAUACCUGCUCAAGGCAGUCAAGGAAAAAUUCGACAUCGAACCCGUGCAGGUGCUGCAGACCGCGCAGAGCCAGUUCCAUGACCACCACCCGGCGCGCAAGAUGGGGUUGAAGUCCGUGUGGAUUGAGCGGCCGGGCGCAACAAUGGGAAAUCUGUCGGAGACGAUCUAUGACUGGCGGUUUGAUACCUUGGGGGAGAUGGCUGAUGCGGUUGAUAAGGGACUGUAGAGUAGUGAAUGAGCUGAUUCUUGUCUUUCAAUUUUGAACGAUCCCAGAGGAAAUUUAUAAUAGAGGGAGAGAAGAAAGCAGAACUUCUCAACCAAC
Messenger RNA from Aspergillus welwitschiae, 1000 nucleotides. RefSeq names its product putative haloalkanoic acid dehalogenase. The coding region runs from base 191 to 904 and encodes 237 amino acids. The transcript has a single exon. NCBI's taxonomy places the organism in Eukaryota, Fungi, Ascomycota, Eurotiomycetes, Eurotiales, Aspergillaceae. The record is from RefSeq and is a predicted model, not a curated record.